Messenger RNA from Rhincodon typus (whale shark), 2107 nucleotides. It is a transcript of the gene praf2, whose product is annotated as PRA1 domain family, member 2. Bases 657 to 1202 code for a protein of 181 amino acids. Gene Ontology annotation, cellular component: membrane. The transcript has 3 exons. NCBI's taxonomy places the organism in Eukaryota, Metazoa, Chordata, Chondrichthyes, Orectolobiformes, Rhincodontidae. The record is from RefSeq and is a predicted model, not a curated record.
GAUGUAUAUCCCUUUCAAAACCGCGCACACAACACCUCCACCACAGUCUCAGGCAGCUGAUUCCAAAGCCUAACAACUUGCAGAGUGAAAAAGUUCGUCCUCAUCUCACUCCUAGCUCACAAUUUCAAAAUUCAGACCCACAGUUAGAGAAUAUUCUUCGCAGUGUGGGUCAAAAAUCAGCCUGCCUCCUUCCAAAUGCUGCUGCACGCUCCCAGCACUUCACCUUUUUGUCUCAGGCACGCAGCAAGUGCAGGAAUUUAUAUUGGAUGUCAUUUACGUAUGACGUAAUCUACUUUUGACGUAAUCGUACGCUUGACUCAGUGACGGCGAGGGCGGCGAAUGGCCGGGCGUGCGCAUGUGCGCUGCCACGAGCCUCCCGCGGGGGCCGGCUGACACGCAGGCGUACUGACGGAAGUGUGGUGAAGAGCCGGGUGGGCACAUGCGUACGGCCGCGGUCCGACUGCAGGGUCCACCGGCUACGCAGGCGCAAUGACGGCAAAAGGGGGUGGAGGGUCGGGCAAGCACGUGCGCGUUGCCGCGACACUCCCAAUCGGGGCCGGCGGCCACGCAGGCGCAGUGACGGGAGUUGUCAGGCGGGGUUGUGGACAGACGCGGUGUCCACUCUUCCACCUCCCCGCCCCACAGUACCUCCCGCCAUGGCCCGCAGCUCCGAGGUGCAGCUGCCGCCGCUCCGCACGCUGGACGACUUUGUCUGUAGCUCGGCCCGCUUCAGCCUGCCGGACUUGAAGGACCCGCUGCGCUGGAACAACCGGGUGAUCAAUAACCUGCUCUACUACCAGACCAAUUAUCUGGCAACCGUCGCCGCCAUUCUCCUGCUGGUCGGGUACAUCGAGCCGCUGAAGACGCUACUGGGAGGGUUGGUGGUCACGCUGCUUUUCCUGGGCUUUGUGUGGUCGGCAGAGAACAAGGCAGCAAUCCGGAGACUACGCAGGAACCACCCGACCCUGUGUCUCUUAGCCGUGCUGCUGGCCAGUUACUGCCUCCUGUCUGUGGUUGGGGGCGUCGCUGUCUUUCUCUUCGGAAUCACCUUCCCCAUGCUCAUAAUUAUAAUCCAUGCUUCCCUGCGCCUCCGGAAUCUGAAGAACAAAAUCGAGAACAAGAUCGAGAGCAUCGGGUUGAAGAGGACACCUAUGGGGAUCCUGUUGGAAGCUCUGGGACAAGAGCAAGAGGCUGGUUCCUAAACGCCAGGAGGAGACAUUGCAGACAGCGAAUCAGGAAGAAAGCUGGGUGUCAUUGCUUUGCUCUCUCAGACUCACUGCCAAUAAUCCAGCAUCUUGUACAUUUCCCUGCUCCCCCACACACUCGCACCUUAUACCUCGCAGUAAACCUGGGUCCAAAGGAGAGGGUGUUGGUUAACCAGCCCACAUCUCCAUCUCCAGUGUCUGUCUUGGUGUCUCUCUGUCCCUGGUUGUUCUCAAGCUCUGCAAAUCUUAUUCCUGGGAUACUCAUGCAUGGCUGAACUAUCUCCCCAUUACUCUGCAUAUAACCUUGUGCUGUAUCUAUGUAAUGGGUUCAAUGUAGAGGCAGCUUUACUCUGUACCUAACCCCAUGAUGUACUUGUCCUGGGAGUGCUUGAUCGCGACGGCGUCCAGGAAUUUUAUUUUCAGCUUAAAAGAGUUGAGGAAGAUUUACUUUCAGUUUUACUUACAGUUUAAAAAGAGUACAGAGGGCUUUACUCUGUAACUAACCCUAUGCUUUCCCUGUCCUGAGAGUAUGCAAUGGGGACAGAGUGGAGAAAGCUUUACUUUGUAUCUAAUGUCAUGGAGGGGGAGGUGAUAAACCGAGGAAUUAAAAAGCCAUCUGCGCAACAAUCCCAGAAAACAAUUAAUUAUGGACCGAGUUCUUGCCUUUUGUUAAAUGACUGAGACUAUGGAUUAUUGAUGGAUCACUGUUUAAAUGGUUUUGGUUCUGUCCAGGCAGGAACUGUUAAACAUUUUUGGUUCUCGAUAAUGUCUGUCAGCCUUAUUCCAGGCAUUGCUUGUCUCUGCAAUGUAUGAGUAUAUGUGUAAUAUUAUAUUUUAUGUAUAUACACCUUGGCAUUAUAUUAAAAGUUAUUCCCUCUAGUGUCAGGACACUAGCAUGUACA